Paramormyrops kingsleyae is the source of this 6707-nucleotide messenger RNA. It is a transcript of the gene golga3, whose product is annotated as golgin A3. NCBI's taxonomy places the organism in Eukaryota, Metazoa, Chordata, Actinopteri, Osteoglossiformes, Mormyridae. The record is from RefSeq and is a predicted model, not a curated record.
CCUAUUUGUGUCUGAAUAACACUUAUUUUUCUCUGGCUUCCAAACGCCGUGAUGAAACGCGCUAAAUUCUGGUCGAACCGGGCUGAUUAGUAAUCCAAAUUUGCGUCUGUGUCUUAAACUGCCGCAGUGAAACAGGCUAGCAGAUUAGCCAGCUAGUUUAGGUUAGUUUAUUAAAAAUGGUAUGUAAUCCUACAGUAUAGGCACCUACCGUUAGCCACAUUAAUUGCCGGAUAGGAUCUAGCUAUGUCGCGUCAACCUAGGAAUGAUGCCUAGUGCCGAGUUGGUUAGGUUUAAGUGGUGUCUGCGUAACCGAUCCGGCGUGACCAGUUAGUGUGCGAAGCACUGGACUCUCUUCCCUGGAAAUCGGCUCAUCCCAACACUCCCUUUCAGCAACUGCAACAUGAGGAUGGUGUAAUAACAACCAGCGAGCUCACUUGUGUGGACGGCGUGCAAGAGCACUCCAUCCAAGAUUGGCCUUUGGUGACAGUUGGUCGCGAUGAUGGAAGUUGAAUCCCCACCAAGGGAUUUGGUGCCGCAAACCAAAGAGGGCGAUGCGGAUCCCGCCACCGGUCACCUGGGAGCCGUGGGAAAGCUGGACACUGCUGGGGACAUGGUUAAUGGUCCCGUCCAACCAGAGGAGGCGCCUAAUGGAUGCAGAGCGGCCGGAGGGCACGACCCCCCUCCUCCGCAAGGGCCCCCCGACGCAGAGCCGUCUCCAGGUGUGGCCGCUUUCUGUCACAGCCUAGCGAGGGGGCCUGAGGGCGCUAAUGGCGAGGGCGCCGUUCACUCGGGCGACUCUCUGCAGUCGCUCAGAAUAAGCAUACCUAUGCAGGAGACUGAAUUGUCCACUGUGGAGCCCUCCUUAGAGCUUGAGAGCGAGGAGCAGAUCCGCCUGGCUGCCCGGCGUCGCCUAGAGGAGCAGCUGAAGCAGUACAGGGUGAAGAGGCAUCAGGAGCGGUCUCGCCACUCCACACCCAGAAGCCGGACCUCCAGCACUCUGGACCCGGAGCUGAUGCUGCACCCCGAGAGUCUCCCCCGAGCCAGCACCGUCUCCAUGACCAAGGAGUACUCCUUUCUGCGGACCAGCGUUCCACGGGGCCCCAAGUUGGGCAGCCUGGGCAUCCCAGCCCCCCGCGAGCGCAAGGCGGCACCGAGGAAGGCCCCGCACUCCAGCAGGAUCCAUUCACUGGCCGACUACAGGAGCCCCGAGGCAGCGGGAGGUGGGGAGACGGGCGCGGGAGGUGGGGUGGCAGACACCUCCUGCAGCUCCCUGCAGUCCACCAGGAGCGUGUCGUCCACAGUGUCGGAGGUCAGCACUGCGUCAGAGACUUAUGAAGUGGACGUGGCCCGGCCAGACGGCAACGACAGCGAUAGCUCGUCCUACAGCAGCAUGUCGAUCGCGGGGGCCUACACGGUGCCCCAGGGGGCGCCAUACACUGUAAACGGCCAGGAGUUGGCUCCCGAGGAGGUGGGCCGCUUCCCGUCCCUGAGGGAGGUGUUACAUGCCGCGGAGGAGGAGCAGCGGCUGCAGGAGCGCGAGUCGGAGGUUGACGGGGAGCCACGCAGCCGCAGGGACAGCUUCUCCAGCAGCGUGUCGAUGGGAAGCUCCGUGAUGGGUGGCCAUGACGAGAUGCUGCAGGUUCUGAAGGAGAAGAUGCGCUUGGAGGGCCAGCUGGAGAGCCUGUCUUCAGAGGCCAACCAGGCCCUCAAGGAGAAGACUGAGCUCCAGGCCCAGCUGGCUGCCCUCAGUGCCCAGCUGCAGGCCCAGGCGGAGCUGUCCCAAGCCAGCCAGGAGAAGCAGAGCUCCCUCAGCUCGGAGGUGGGGGCACUGCGGCAGGGCUGCUUCCAGCUGGAGCGGGCCAUGGUGGAGCUCCAGGGUAACCUGGAGAGUAAGAACAGCAGCCUGGCGUCGCUGGCCAAUGACCUGCAGGUGGCAGAGGAGCAGUACCAGAGGCUCAUGGGAAAGCUGGAGGAGAUGCAGCAGAUGGUGGCGUCCAGGGACAAGUCGGUCCAGGACCUGCGUCAGCAGAUGGGCAGCCUGCAGAGCCAACUCCAGCAGGUCCAGCUGGAGCGGAGCAGCCUGCAGAGCAAGCUGAAGGCCUCGCAGGCUGAGAUCGCCUCCCUGCAGCAGGUCCGCCAGUGGUACCAGCAGCAGCUGGCCAUGGCGCAGGAGGCCCGGGUGCGGCUGCAGAGCGAGAUGGCCAACAUGCAGGCGGGGAAAAUGACACAGGCUGGAGAGCUGGAGCACCUGAAGCUAGAGAAUGUGAGCCUGUCCCACCAGCUGACAGAGACACAGCACCGUUCCAUCAAGGAGAAGGAGCGCAUCGCCGCUCAGCUCCAGAGCAUCGAGGCCGACAUGAUGGACCAAGAGGCCGCCUUCAUGCAAAUCCAGGAUGCCAAGUCCAUGGUGGAAGAUGACCUCCAACACAAGCUCGAGGAAUUCGAGGACGAGCGGGAACACCUGCAGAAACUGGCCAGCUCAGCCACUUCCCUGGAGCGGGAGCUGGAGCAAGUGAAGCUGACGCUGUCCCAGAAGGAUGUGCAGCUGGAGGCCCUGCAGAAGGAGCACCUGGAGCUGAUGAGGCAGCUGACCAGCACCCAGGAAAGCCUCCAGACCAAAGAGCGCUCCCUGGACCAGCUGGAGGCCCGCUACCUGGAACUGGAGGCCCAGCUGGCCGAGCUGCAGGAGGACUCUACUGCCAAGGAGGAUGCCAUCCAGUUCCUGCAGAAUGAGAAGAUCGUCCUGGAGGUGGCGCUGCAGGCGGCGCGGGCCGACAAGGGCGAGCUGGAUGAGGGAGCGCAGAGGCUGGGCGAGGGCGUGCUGGUGGCCGCCGAUGUGUUGGAUCAGCUCCGACAGGAAGUUCAGGUCAGGGCUUCUCAGGUGGAAAGCAUGCAGAAGGAGAACGGCGUUCUGAAGAAGCAGGCCCAGAAGCUGAAGGAACAAUACACGCAGCAGAAGGUGAUGGUGGAAGCCUACCGCAGGGACGCCACCUCCAAAGACCAGCUGAUCAGCGAGCUGAAAACCUCCAAGAAGAGGCUGCUGGCCGAGGUGAAGGAGCUGAAGCAGGAGGUGCUCAGUGCCCAGGGGGAGAAGGCAGCGGCCGAGCUGGAGCUGCAGAGGCUGAAGGCCGAGGCUUCCCGUGUCCAGGAGCAGAUGAGCAGCCUGGAGGGACAUCUGCAGGCCAUCCAGGGCGAGCGAGACCAGCUUGAGGCUCAGAUUCAGUCGCUGCAGCUGGAUCGAAACCAGCUGGCCACUGUGACGGAGGAGAACCAGGAGCUGAGGAGCCAAGUGGAACAGAUGCAGCAAGAAGCCAAAAAGGCCAUCUCUGAACAGAAGGUGAGGAUGAAGAAGCUGGGAACGGACUUGACCAGCGCCCAGAAGGACAUGAAGACCAAGCACAAGGCCUAUGAGACGGCGGUGGGCAUCCUGAGCCGCCGCCUGCAAGAGGCGCUUACCGAUAAAGAGGCUGCAGAGGCGGAGCUAAACAAACUCAAGGCCCAGGUCUCAGAUGGGGGUAACAACCAGGCCUUACAGGAGAAAAUAGACUCCCUUCAGUCCGAACUUCAGACAGUCAACCACAGCAAGGCAGCAUUGGAGAAGGAGCUGCAGGAGGUCAUCACUCUCACUAGCACAGAGUUGGAGGAGUACCAGGAGAAAGUCCUGGAGCUGGAGGACGAGCUGCAGGAGUCCAGGUGCUUUAAGAAAAGGAUGCGGCGUCUGGAGGAGGUCAAUAAGAAGCUGUCUCUGGAGUUGGAACACGAGAAGGGGAAGUUGGCAGGGCUGGGGCAAUCCCAUAAUGCCCUGCGAGAGCACGCCAACAUCCUGGAGACGGCCCUGGCCAAAAGGGAAGCAGACCUGGUCCAGCUCAACCUACAGGUCCAAGCUGUUUUGAAACGUAAGGAGGAGGAGGACGAGCAGAUGAGGCAGCUGAUCCAGUCACUACAAACUGCUUUGGAAAAGGAGAAGGUCAAAGUUCAAGAUCUCAAAGAGCAGCUGGCUGCAGCCAAAGCAGAGGCUGCCCACAACCGAAGACACUACAGGGCAGCCAUGCUGGAGCUGGCGGAGAUCAAGAAGGACCUGCAGGCCAAAGAGGAGCUGAUCAGUACCCUGCGGCUUGAAGCGGAACAGCUACAGAGCCAGGACGACAGGCACUCACAGGAGGUGUCCUGCUUCCAGGAGGAGCUGGCCCAGGCCCACGUCCAGCUGCAGGUCCUACAGAAGCAGUUGGAGGAACAGCUCAGCAAGCAGCCUCUUGCCAACCAGGAGGUGGAGGACCUGAAAUGGGAGGUGGAGCAGAAGCAACGGGAGAUCGAAGCCCAAAAGCAGCAGCUGGAGCUGACAGAGCAGUGCAGCCAGAGGGAACUGGAGAACCUGCAGAGCUCCCUGCAGGGUAUCAGGGCUGAGCUGGAGGUGGUACAAGAAGAGCUGGGCAGCACCAGGAAGGACAAGUUCAUGCUACAGGCCAAGGUGGGGGAGCUGAGGAACAGCAUGCGCACCCUGCUGCAGCAGAACCAGCAGCUCAAGGUGGACCUGAAGCAGGGCCGCCUGAGGAAGCAGAAGGUGGAGCUGAAAGGUGACGCCUCCGGCCCAGUGACACCGGUGAAGAUCCCUGACUGCCCGGUGCCUGCCGACCUGCUGGAUGAGCUGCUCAAGCCCCCCGCGUCCAUCAGCAAGGAGCCGCUGAACAACCUGCACAACUGUCUACGGCAGCUGAAACAGGAGAUGGACAGUCUGCAGAAGCAGAUGGAGGAGCACACUGUCACCGUGCAUGAGUCCAUGACCUCAUGGAUCAAAGCGGAAGAGGGGCUCGUCAGGUUGGACGUCCACAACAAUGGGUCGGCCCCGCCCACCGGCGCGGAUGACACCACUGAAACUGACAGGGAGGGGGCAUUGUAGUAACUCGAAGGAUGGAUCCCCAGACGAAGAACCCGAGUGGAGUUCUAUCCACUCUGGCCCCUUUUUUUGUUUUUAUUUUGAAUUUUAAUUUAAGUGUUUCCUUUGUCCGGUCACUGAUUGCUGCAGCCAACAUUUGGCAUACCUAAUCAAUGCAGAAAUGCUUGGAUUGAAGCAACACUUUCUACCAGUUUAACUUUUUCUGUUGCGUGCGCUAUAGUUAAUUUUAUCAUAAUUUAUUUGAGAUCCAUGCUAAUUUACAGCUGCUUUAAUGGGAGGGCCCAGGCUUGUGGGUAAAUGAGGGUUUUAAUCGUACCUGAGGCUUGGUACCUACACUGUCUGCUGCAGACAUGGAAGUUGCUCCUUCGGGUUCCCCACUGUGGUUCUGUGUCGUCUUCCUCCUGCGUGCGGAGGAGCGAUGGCUGCCAGGGAGCUAGAUACCUCUGAACUGUUCUUCCAAUUCCACCGAGCGAGACUCCAUCCGGUCUGUCUUCUUUCCCGUCUUUCUCCAUCUCUCCAUCUUCCCACACAUAAUCACAUUCCCUCCCCAUCCUCUGUGAGGUAUGUUUUAUUCUCGAACCCGCACUACAUCACACGGAGGGCUCUCCUCUCACUCUCUGCUGGGUGAAACCCCGCCUGCCCUUCACUCGAUUACUGUCUCAUACUAGUAGCCAGAGUCCUCCGUCCAUUUAGGUUUGUGUCCUGUAGUAAACUAAAGUUCAUGUUUUGGUAUCUGGGUUAAAAAACCCAGAGUAUUCGGAGUAUUCUGAAUGAGCACUGACUUGCCUGCAUUUCGAUUAGAUUAAUAUUUGCACGGUUUAUUUGUCAUGUAUGUGUCAUUUCAUUACCGGGUGUGAGCACUCGCACAGCAGUGCCACGUGUAAAAAAAAAAAAAAUAUAUAUAUAUAUAUAUAUAUACAUAUAUAUAUAAAAUAUAUAGAAAUAAUGUAUGACCACAUGGGAGAUACCGAAUGUUGCACGUUAAAUGUUAUACAAUAUCCUCAGGCUGAUACUGUUUCGGUGACAGGCUUUUCUUUCAUGGUUAUCUAUGAAGUAUAUUUAAUAUAUACAUGUAAUACUUCUCUUGCAGCCUUAAAUAUAAAAAGAAAAGGUUGUAAGUGUAAAAUGAUUUACUAAAUUUUGUGUUAAUCUUAUUUUAUUUAUUUCUAUGGUCGUGUUACCAGUAUGAUUGGGAUUUUUAACUGACAUUAACUUUAGGAGGAUGGAAUAUAUUGCAGAGGUAAUUGGCCCAUAUUGCAAACAUUUUGCAGGGAUGCACUGUACAGCUGUUCCAAAGCUGUUAAUGAACAGUACAGCCUGCUGAAGCACGGCUCGGCCCCUUAGCUUUUCCGUUACUCUGUUGACCUUAUGCGAAUAUGACACUUCAUUACUUUUAAAAAAACAGACCUGAGUGUGUCGUCUUUGCCUCCAGGUCACUGGUGUUAGAUUUUGUUUUAUUCUGGAACAGCUGUAUUGCUCUUCUGUCUCCUGGUUUUGUGUAACGGCCUGGCAGUUCGUCCCCACAUUUCUCUGGACUGUCUGACAUACUCUGCGCUCUGAAGGCGGACUGGCGAUCCCUUUUAACCGUUCACUGUAACAAUGUACAUAUCAGAAAAACAGUGGGUGCAAGGUCUUCAAGUUUGUAUAUAAAUGCUUGAUCUCUUUCAUCUCUUAAAACUGGCUAUCCUGUUCAUUUAUUUGUAAACUUCAACAAACUACUGUGUUUUGGUGGCGUUAAUUAUAUGGAAUAGAAUGCAAAGUGGGCUAAUUUAUGAUUUGUAUUUUCUCCUCUCAUAAAGCUGGUUAUACCAUA